Macrobrachium nipponense is the source of this 11913-nucleotide messenger RNA. Its product is annotated as gastrula zinc finger protein XlCGF57.1-like. The record is from RefSeq and is a predicted model, not a curated record. Gene Ontology annotation, molecular function: RNA polymerase II cis-regulatory region sequence-specific DNA binding; DNA-binding transcription factor activity, RNA polymerase II-specific. Gene Ontology annotation, biological process: regulation of transcription by RNA polymerase II. Bases 2396 to 4234 code for a protein of 612 amino acids. The transcript has 2 exons. NCBI's taxonomy places the organism in Eukaryota, Metazoa, Arthropoda, Malacostraca, Decapoda, Palaemonidae.
AAUGGUUCCAGGUACCUGGGUAGAGGGCGCACAGGUGGUACACCUGACUACCCAAUCGGCGAUUGCUGCGAGUUUUGAAAUUCUGCCGUGACGUCACAGGGACUUAAGCUAUAUAUAUAACUACUAGGUAAAUAUGUUCAAAAAUUUAUUUUAUUAUGAAAAUAUCAUUUUUUUCUCUUAGUGUUUGGACACUUAAAAUUUUUUUUUUAAGAUUUCUAUCAUCCUUUUGAACCCUGUCGUAAUCCUCUACUCAGCAUCUCAGAUCUAGGUUGGAGAGCCCAUUGAGGAACCAGAAGUUUCUGAAACGUGGUCCCCUGAAGUUCGAAACCUUUGCAUCUAUUUCAUAGGGCUGAAAGUGUUCACUUAGGACUGCUUUGCUCCUCUACCAUAGUUCACAUAGAGUCCUAUUGUAUUUAUAUAAGGAGGGAGGCUCUGUCUCAAGUUCCCACUCAACCAACAGCAGGGGAUUCCCUCUGUGGUUAGAUCAAUUAAGUCUGUUGAUCAUUCGAUUAUUCAAGGAAUUGGAAAGUUCAGAUAGACGUACUGAGCCGUCAGAAACAUUUCCCUCCCACCAUGGAACUUUGAUCACCUGGUUUAUUGGGAUCUGUGGAUUUUGUUGGGUAGACCGACUUUGAACCUUGGUGCCACUUCAAGGAACCUUUGCCCACUCCUCAAGUUUAUUUUUUAUGCUUUGCCAGCCUUCGGACAACUCCUUCACUGCAUAGCUCCAGUUGCCACCUUGAUAGCCAUCAGAUAAACCCUUAGCCACCGAGUUUCCACAUGAGUAGAGGUGCUCCAUGGCUUUACUGUUCCAUAUAACCAGGGCAACAGACAGGAAGUGCUAGAUUUUUUCAGGCUUAUUGUGACUUACAAUGACAAUUAUCCUAGUUCUGACCCAGGAAGGGGUUUCUGAACCUGCUAUGGUUUUUGGUGCUCAAGCCAAGAUCCUUCCACCAACCAUGUCUUCUCAGACAUUCUAGUUUCAAGAUAUUCCAUCAAGGAUGGACCAAUUGCCCAGACAACUGCAGGAAGCUAGUCAUCCUUAAGAGUCUUUGUAAGACGUAAUGUAGAGGCUAUUGUAGGAGACCUAAGUCAUUCCUCUUACACCACCUACCAGACUGAGCAAUAAAUUUUCUGAAGCUGGCGUCUCAGACUCAAUGCCUCUUCAUCCGAGACAUCUGUGACCUGUGUGAUGGAUUACCUCUUUUUAUCUAAGUGGAUCUAGAAUCUCUCUUAUUCCUCCAUUAGGAGUAUUGGACCAUGUUUAAUCCAUUAUUCGGUGUUUACUUCGAGAAUGGCAGGAAUAGACUGACAUCAUAAGCUAAAGUUUCUUCCUGAUACACUCCCAAUAGGACUAGGAGGUGGACCUAGUUGCCUAUACAAACAGUUGAAGUGUUACCCACAAAAUUUUGAAUUCAAGCUGCUGUAUAAGUGGAACUUAUAGCAAUGUAAUUACUUGGUAUGUAUCUAUAAAACCUUAUUUGUUUAUAAAAAUGUAAUUUUUCAUAUGUUAUAUAAACCAGAGUCUUCACAAUUGGAAUCCACCUCAGCCACCCCACUCUGUCCUUGUAGCUGAAGGAAAAGUGAGUGGUGACAAGGCUACCGAAGCGUAUUGCCCCGCUCACCCCCAUCUCCAACACUUAAUAACCUUGUUACCAACUUCAGUGACUGCCCCAGUUUGCAUUGAAGGAUACUGUUGUAUAAAAGGCUCUGAUUUUUUAUAACAAAGAUUUGCAUGUGACAAGUUAUGAGGUAGAUUUUAUGAUUGUACAAAUGUGCUUGCUUGUAACAUGGGGUCAGUGAAUUCUAUAAUGGACAGUUUGUGUUGGUAAAAUAUACUUUUUUAAUGUAUAUCUUUUCAGAUGCUACCAAGGAAAAGGAGUUCAUAUAGCUUUAGUUUUCAGGACACACAAAGGCAUGUCUAGAAGACUUCAGUGUGCAAAAAUCAGGAGUGGUCUUAAAAUAUCCAACAUGAUCGUUCUACAGGAUUAGAUGGCCUUGGUAAAGAUGAGAAGAAUUAUUUCUUAAUGAAUUGUUAACCUCUGAAUUACUCUGGAAUGGUAUUUUACAAUACUUAAGGUUUUGUUAUAACCAGCAUCAUGUGGUCAGAUACGUAUUGCAAGAGAACUUACGUCAGUUUUGAAGAAAUAUCUUAAGUAUUCCAACAAUUUGUAAGGAGUUUGUGUUAUACGUUUGGAAGAAUUGCUCUACCUGUAGAUUUUUACCCACACUGGUUAAAACUGGUCAGAAAUUGAGGAAAAUAUGUAAGUCAGUGAAUACUAUCUUGCUGCACAUGAAAUCUUAGAUAAUUAGAAGGCUCACUUUAUAUCAUUUAUUGGGGAAAACUGUGGUUGUCUGGUUGACCUAUGUCGGUAGAGGUGAUCUCUGCAGGAUAAUGGCUUUUAUGUGUCAGAAGUGUGGGACCAGUUUUUAUGAGGAGAGUGAACUUACCACACAUGAGUGUGUUGAAAGUGAAGUUACCACAGCUGGCACGAAAGAAAUCUCCUCAGUCUGUCAGAUAUGUGGCAAGGGGUUUUUACAAAAAAGUAAGCUAACGAGACACAUGAGGACGCAUACAGGAGAAAAGCCUUUCUUGUGUCAGGAAUGUGGGAAGGGUUUUCGUCGUAAAGAACACCUUACCAUACAUAUACGAACGCACACAGAAGAAAAGCCAUUCAUAUGCCAAGUGUGUGGAAAAUGCUUCAGCCGAAAGGAGCAUGUUACAAAGCAUUUGAAAAUCCAUACGAAGGAGAGGAGAUUCUUUUGUCAGAUAUGUGGGAGAAGAUUUGGUCAAAAAGUUCACCUCACUGUGCAUAUGAGAACCCAUACGGGGGAAAAGCCGUUUGAGUGUCCCGAAUGUGGGAAAAGAUUCUGUCAGAAAGCCGAGCUGGGCUCACACAGAAGAUCACAUACGGGGGAAAAGCCAUUUGUUUGUCAGGAAUGUGGAAAAGGCUUUGGUCAGAAAGGGCAUCUUGGCAUACAUAUGAAAAUUCACACAGGAGAACUGCCAUAUUUUUGUCAAGUGUGUGGGAAGGGAUUUACUGAUAAAUGGAAUUUGGAUGAUCACAUGAAAAUUCACAAUAAUGAGAAACCCUUCACUUGUGAUGAAUGUGGUAAGGAAUUUAUUUUGAAAAAAUACUUUGCAAGACAUCUGAAAACACACGAAAGGAAGAGGUUGUUGAUGCAAUCUGAUCCUCCAGUGACAUUAGACAUGCAGUCUUCUGAGUUAGUGAACAGAGAAGAAAGUCCUUCUAACUUUGAGACUAAGUGUAAAAAAAGUUCAGAAAGUCAAGUUAAUGCAUCUGUGGGUAUGAAAAAUGGAGAGGAAAUAUAUCCCAUUGAAACACUUGAAGCUGUUUACAUUAAGGAGGAAAGUGUGUACAUUAAGGAGGAACCUUUCAACUGGACAGAGGAAGAGAAAGACAGUAACAUCUGUAUCAAGGAGCACGUUACAAAACAUUUGAAAAUCCGUACGAGGGAGAGGAGAUUCUUUUGUCAGAUAUGUGGGAGAAGAUUUGGUCAAAAAGGUCACCUCACUGUGCAUAUGAGAACCCAUACAGGGGAAAAGCCGUUUGAGUGUCCCGAAUGUGGGAGAAGAUUCUGUCAGAAAGUCGAGCUGGACUCACACAGAAGAUCACAUACGGGGGAAAAGCCAUUUGUUUGUCAGGAAUGUGGAAAAGGCUUUGGUCAGAAAGGGCAUCUUGCCAGACAUAUGACAAUUCACACAGGAGAACUGCCAUAUUUUUGUCAAGUGUGUGGGAAGGGAUUUACUGAUAAAUGGAACUUGGAUGAUCACAUGAAAAUUCACAAUAAUGAGAAACCCUUCACUUGUGAUGAAUGUGGUAGGGAAUUUAUUUUGAAAAAAUACUUUUUAAGACAUCUGAAAAGACACGAAAGGAAGAGGUUGAUGCAAUCUGAUCCUCUAGUGACAUUAGACAUGCAGUCUUCUGAGUUAGUGAACAGAGAAGAAAGUUCUUCUGACUUUGAGACUAAGAGUAAAAAAAGUUCAGAAAGUCAAGUUAAUGCAUCUGUGGGUAUGAAAAAUGGAGAGGAAAUAUAUCCCAUUGAAAAACUUGAAGCUGUUUACAUUAAGGAGGAAAGUGUGUACAUUAAGGAGGAACCUUUCAACUGGACAGAGGAAGAGAAAGACAGUAACAUCUGUAUCAAGGAGAAACCUUUCAAUUGGGCAAUGAAGGGUGAUAAGAGUGUUAUAAAGGAGGAAUCUGUCAGUUGAACAGUGAAAGGGGUUUGCGUGAUGGAAAUUCAGGGCUUGGUCAACCUUUUGCUUGAUCUGAUGUUUAUAGAAGAAAUAAAUAACUUUCAAGAACCCAGAUAAUGUUGACAAAGAUUUAGAUUUAUUAACUUAUAUUUUUGUUUUUAUUUGUUAGGUUAAAUGUAUGUGAAACAAUGUUUACAUUAAAGAUUAAAUAAAAAUAUUGUAUUAACUAAGUUUAAAUAAGUUAAAUAAAUUGCUUGUUCUUUAAGCUGCUCAUUCACUUUUAUUGGAAGAUAACUCGUUUCUUUGACAAGUGUACCCCCUAGAUAUUAACCAUAAAUGUAAAUUUGUUCCGAUAUGUAUACAAACCCUUGGUCCUUCAACAAGAGGAAGGUACUUAGCGGCAGCUGAACCGGUCGUAAGCUUCGGACAAGGGGGAUCGGUAGUUAACUACUUGUCAGGCAGUUGGCGGUCAGCUUGACUGCGAGGAGAGGAGUCACUUUGCUUUCGGCCGCACUGGUGGAUAGACGUGCUGCUCGCCUCUCUACCCGCUUUCAAGUCGUAUGCUUGGUUUUCUUCACACCAUGAAGGCUUUUCUCUUUUUCUCUCACUCUGUGUUUGUGCAAAGCUUCCAUAAGUACGUGUCUGUAUUUUUUAUAUUCAUACACAAGUGAUAGUGAAUAUUAUGGAUUCCUGAGAGCCGGAGAGACCCCCUCACCCCUCCCAUCAGCCGCAGAUUGUGCCCUGGUGUGGAGGGCCAUAAGUGUGGGGCCUUUCGGUCCUCUGUAGAGGUAGACCCUCAUGAAUUUUGCACUCGGUGCCAAGGGCGAGAAUGCUCUCGCACCGAGCCUUGUUGUGUGUGUAUUGUUUAUUUGGAGGAGCAGUGGGAGUGCUGUGGAGGGAGGAAGAAACUGCGUAAGCCGGCCAAGGAGUCAUCGGAGGGUUCUCCAGUUGCUCCCUUUGUCACGGACACUUCUUCUUCCUUUCUCCCUCCAUCUCAGCUCCCUCGUAUGGCUCCUUCCCCUUUUUUUUUGGGGGGGGGAUAUCUCGCUCGUUCUCCUCUCUCGAUCAGUUGAGCGUGGAGGACGGGGCUAGGUACCCUGAUGUUCAGUUGUAUUCGGGGUCGUCCGUUCGCUCGGGGUGGGAACUGUCCCGCCCCGGGCGAGGGGAAACCCCCCCACUUACUAACCCGACGCUGCUUCCUUCCUCAGAUCUGCUUGCCACGGGGGACGAUCUCGGCCGGGCCUGGUACUCGCUGGUGCUUCAGGGGACACCGAGUGUUCAGGGGCUGCUGAGUCAUCUGGCGAGAGGGGCCAGGCCGGUAACUCAUGGCCCAACCACCAUGACAACCACGACGGUAUCCACGCCUGGCUACACUGCUCCACCGCACCUGGUCUACACCCAGCACAUUGCCAUGGUUACCCCGACAGCUGCUGUUCAGGCGCCGCUGCCGGAGAUGAAGAGGUUCACUAUGACGCCCCCGCCUGGUUUUGCCGCUCUUGCUCCAGCCCCUGACUUCCGGUGUCCCAAGAGCUCUCCCCUGGACCUGCCUCCAGUACAGAGGAUGCCGCUGGUUCCUGCCCCGCCUCCCGUUCCUGAGAUUGCUGCCGCUCCAGUUCCAGUACCAGUUCCUGCUGCUGUUGUUCCUGCCCGUGGUGUUGCUGCCCCCACCCCAGGUCCUUCCGGACAGGUGCAGUCGGGCCCUGUUGCUUCAGCAACUGCCCCGGCUCCGUCCUGGAUGGAAGACCUGAUGGUGGUCCUGAGGAAGCUGAUGAAGAAGAAGAAGAAGAGGAGGAAGGUGUCGUUGUUGUCUUCAUCGUCUUCUUCGUCGUCGUUUGCCACCGCUUCCCCUUCGACUUCCCUAAGAAGGCUCGCUCUGAGACUUCUAAGGCUCUGUCCCACUCCGGUGGGACGGUUGGGACUUCCGCUGGUCCCCCUGUUCCUUCGGGAAGGGGGCCCGUCUCUCUUUCCCCAAGGAAGAAGAAGACGGGGACCAGAGGAGCGCCGGCUAACACCGGUACCUCCUCGCCUGGCGCCAGAGGUUCUGCCUCGGCGCCAGGUACCGUCUCGGCCUCUCCUGCGUGAGAGUUACCGAGUGUACGGUCACCCAUGGGUGACUGUGCAGCCAAGACCCAGGCAACCAAGUCCGCUCGGUGCCAGGAUCCAGGCACAGAGCGGAAGACUGGCGGGAGUCGCCCAGGUGACUCCCACCAGGCCAGCGAUCGCUCUCGUGGCGAUCCGCUGGUACCCAGGGUUGACGCGACAGUCCCAGACCGGCCGCGGGCUGAGGCGAGGAAGCGGUCCCCUCAGUCGCCCAAGCGGUGUGACGCACCGUGAGGACAGGCCUCGCUCCCACCGCGACAGCGAACUCUGCUGGUCCCCUGACCGCCGCACCUACCGGGACCGGGCGGAGAGGGGGACCAGCCCAGGACCGUCGCCGCUGUUCUCGGUCCAGUCGCUUUACCUGGGAGAGCCGCUCUACCAGGCCUGCAGCUCGAUCGCCACCGCUGGUUGGCGAUCGCCUGCAACCCCCCCAUCACACUGGUUCUGCCGGUGGGGGAGGGGGGAGCGUCAGGUCUUCCUCUCCUAUCCCUUCAACUUCCUCGGGCUACACCGGGAAGAGCGAGGCGAUCAGGAGUGUUCGCGAGGGGCGCGCUCCUCGCGAUCCCACCACGACGCCCUACGAACCUGUCAUGGUCCUAGGACCGACCAGAUCGUAUGCGCAGCUGGCAGGAGGAGACCAUGAGGGGUCUCGGGAGGUGUUCUCGCUGGGCGGGCUUGACGGUCCAUCUCCGCAGGACGCAGUCACUCCCGAGAUCCAGAGGUUGUUCGCGGAGGUUAUUACGCUGAUUCGUCAGCACAGCGACCUCGGGGAAGGAUUGCCGCUCCCACCUUCCGAGCCUACAUCGGGUUUGGAGUCAUUCUGGGGACCCAAAAAGGAACCCAGGACGACGCUCUCGUCUCCAGACAGGAGGGUUCGCUUUGGUCCGGCAGGUCGUCCAAGCUCCUUCCCCCACCUCUACCGCGACAGAGGCGCUUUUACGUGCCAUCAGAGGACCCUCUGCCGCCCAAACAGGUUAACCCGGAGCUAGCUAGGCUAACUCCAGGGGUGUCUCUGCAGCAGCUCUUGUCGGAGAACCUCUGGUUCUCGCAGCAAGAGGCACUUGCCUUGGAAUCUACCGCUAAGGCAUCAUUCCAAGCAGUCUUCUGGAUCGACCUAUGGUCCCUCACAGUGUCUAAAGCUGCGGCCUCCUCAGGAAACAUCACUCCUGAAGGGGACCCGGCUUUCGUGAGACUGUGCCAGUCUGGAGGUAGGGCUAUCUCCUACCUGGCCCACCAGACGGCUAACCUGUGGGCCAACCUGGUUCUGAGGCGUAGGGACGCUGUCCUCCCUCAAGUGACCAGGGCAGCUGGGCGAGAGGUGGCCUUGGGUCUUCGCAACAGACCAGUGCGGAGUUCCUCCUCUCUCUUCCCCAGAGAGAUGGUGGACGUUACGGUGGAACAACGGUGCAUUGAUGAAAGUGACCGUUUAGUCCACCAGGCAGUCUCCAAGGUGGCUGGGCAACCUCGAACGACUGCGGCUAAGCCUAAGAGUUUAGCUAGCGCUUCCUCUGUGGCUAAGACGAUUGCUUUGUCGAAGCCGAGAGGAAAGACUGCCUUUGACUUCGACUGUAAGGAGUGACCGUAACCAGCCCUCCUCCCAGUCCUCCUCUCUCGAGGAGGAACCGGGAAGAAGUCGAAGAGAGGAGGAAAACGCUAGGGAUGGCGUUCCCCCUCACCUGCUGCCGGAAGUGGGGGGUGUCUGGCGAGCCAUUGGGCAACAUAGCAGCGCUGCGGAGUGGAGACCUGGAUAGUGAACGUCCUUUGGGAGGGAUAUUUACCGGUCUAUCAUCAGACGUAUGUUCCCUGGUUCGGCCAAGGACGUGGCGCUUCGGCAGGAAGUAGAAACCAUGCUGAGUAAACGUGCUGUGGAGAUCAUAUGGGAUCAGUUGCUGGGCUUCUACAGUCGACUUUUCCUGGUGGAGAAGUCCUCGGGGGGCUGGUGCCCGGUGAUAGACCUCUCUCCCUUGAACCGAUUCGUUUCCCAGACUCUGUUCACGAUGGAAACAGCAUGAUCAGUGCUCGAUUCCAUCAGGGAGAACGACUUCAUGCUUUCUGUGGAUCUGAAGGACGUGUAUUUCCAGAUACCCAUCCAUCAAUCCUCCAGGAAGUACCUCCGCUUCAUCCUCAAUGGGACGGUGUACCAAUUCAGGGCACUUUGUUUCGGUCUCUCAACCGCCCCACAGGUGUUCACGCGAGUGUUCACUCUGGUGUCAGCUUGGGCCCACUCGGUAGGGAUACGUCUUCUGAGGUAUCUCGACGAUUGGUUAGUCCUGGCGAGCUCCCGCGAGCUACAGGACAUAGAUCAACUCUUCGAAUUCUGCUGCGAUCUGGGGAUUGUAGUGAAUUGCGAAAAGUCAGAUCUCGAGCCCAAGCAGAGGAUGAAGUGCCUGGGCAUGCUGAUCGAUACGGUAGCAGGGUGAGUCUUCCCCGCGGAUUCGCGGAUCAGCAGGUUCAGGGAGGCAGCAGGGCGGUUUCUGUCCCUACAAGAGCAGCCAACUCAGCAGUGGCAGGUCGUGAUCGGUCACCCGUCGUCUCUCGAGAAGCUAGUCCCUCACGGGCGUCUUCACCUGCGGUCUCUUCAAUGGAGACUAAAGGAGUGUUGGUCACAGGCAAGAGACCCACCUUUCUUCCCCGUGUCCCUCACGGAGGAGGUGAGGCAGGACCUAGCCUGGUGGCUGGACGACGGGAAUCUCGUAAGAGGAGUGCCUCUUCGCAUCCCCCAACCCGGAGAUGUUGCUGUUUUCAGACGCAUCAACCAAGGGAUGGGGCGCACACCUGGAGGAGUUGCUGGCUGCAGGUGUGUGGAACCAUCACGACAGGCACCUUCACAUCAACAUCCUGGAGCUCAAGGCAGCGUUCUUCGCUCUCCAAGAGUUCCAAAAUCGUCUGGUGGGACACUCAGUGGUGUGGAUGAGCAUCAACACCACGGUAGUGGCAUAUGUCAGCAAACGGGGGCCUAGUGUCCCUCCCGUUGCAUCAGUUGACGUUGCGGGUGCACAAGUGGGCCGUGGCACACUCAGUAGAGCUGUCAGCCCGCUACAUUCCAGGCAAGAGGAAUAUAGUAGCCGACAAGCUCAGCCGUCGGGAUCAGGUGAUAGGAGCCGAGCGGUCCCUUCACCCAGACGCGGCGGAAAGGCUCUUCAACCUGUGGGGGCGUCCAGUCGUAAAUCUGUUCGCCACCCGGCACAACAGAAAACUCCAGGUUUUCUACUUGGUUGUGCCGGACCCAUGGGCAGCUGCAGAGGAGGCUCUUCAACACCCGUGAGACAGCCUCUUUGUGUAUGCCUUUCCCCCGUUCUGUCUGAUUCACAGGGUGAUCAGCAGGGCGCUGGUCACCUCGAACCUUCGGAUGAUCCUGCUGGCUCUGCUCGCUGAAGCACCGAGAGAGAUUCCCCCCUGGCACAACCUCCUGUGCCAGCCACACGUAGAACGGUACCACUGGUCGGUCGAGUCCGUGUCUUCACGGCUGGCUGUUAUCCACCAUCUCUUGCGAGCGAGAGGUUUUUCUCGCAGCGCAGCAACAGAGAUGGCUGGGUACCUCAAACAGUCCUCUGCAGCUGUAUACCAGGGAAAGUGGUCUGUCUUCUGUGGUUGGUGUCGUGGACUCUCAGAGCCACUAUUCAACAGGUAGCAGAUUUCCUCGUUUUUCUUCGCCGAGAGAAGCUCCUCUCCGUCUUUGCAGUUAAAGGCUACAGAGCCGCCCUUGCCCUAGUCCGUAAACUGCGAGGAGUGGAUAUCUCCUCCUUCUUCGAGAUCUCCCUCCUUAUGAAGAGCUUCGAGAGGUCUUGCCCACCCAGGGAACUCAGGCCCCCGGGGUGGGAUGUGACUCUCGUCCUUAGGAGUUUGACUCGGAAGAUCCUUUGAGCCACCCCGAGAGUCGUCAGACAGGGAUCUUACCCUCAAGACCCUCUUCCUGCUGGCCUUGGCAUCGACGAAGAGAGGAGGGGAACUUCAUGGUCUUUCCUUUGACGUUAAGCAUUCCAGGGGAUGGGGAUCCGUGACUCGAUUUCGUCCCGAACUUCUUGGCGAAGACGCAGAAUCCUUCGGUCCCUGACGACCGGUUCGAGUCUUUCACGAUCCCCUCCCUGAAGGACUUCACUGAUAAUGAUGCGGAUGAGAUGCUGCUUUCUCCUGUGAGGGCGCUACGGUGCUAUCUGAAGAGAGCUCGACACCUCAGGCCUGAGUGUCGACGCCUCUUUGUUAGCACCGGGGUUACCAAGAAAGAGGUUUCCAAGAACAAUCUUUCUGGCUGCGUGAGGUGAUCAGGAGGGCUUACGACGCGGAUGGUAGUGACGACACCCGUACCCUUCGUCCGAGAGCUCAUGAAGUCAGAGGUAUUGGUUCAAUCCUUGCGUUCCGCAAGAACUUCUCCAUGGCGCAGGUUCUGAAGGCAGGGGUUUGGGCCAACCAAACCACCUUCACUUCCUUCUACCUUCGGGAUAUUACCCACAGGUUCUUGGACACCUUUUCCUUGGGACCCAUGGUGGCUGCUCAACAAGUUGUGUAGUUUACCCAGCACCCGAGCAGACAGAACAGCAUCGCAUCCUUGUGUGACUGCAUGAAUGGAAGAGUGAAAGAGUGUGACUGGCUUCUCUUACUCCUUCGUUCUUUCUCCUCUACCUGUAGGCAGAGGGCCACGGUCGUCACAACGCUGAACAGGAAGCAGAUGCAGGUAAGCUACACGACUGAGCUCCAUCGUAUCCCUUUCAGUAGGGAUAGGAGUAUUUAUCCACCACUCCCCAACAAGGGGGCGAGUGGAAGCCAACAAGAGACAUACCCAUGACUUCAUAUUGGCUCUUGAAGUAGGAACUAGUUCUUGUGUUUUUGCUAUUUAUAAGAGGUACGCUUGCCUCCCUCUUAUAAAUUUGGUCCGGAAGUCUGACCACUGAUCCUGCGGUGCACACCCCGAUCAGCUGGGCAGAGGUUAGGAUCCCUCCCUUUGCUCUUACGACUAGGGAGGGAACCAAGGUCGGACGAACACCAGUCUGUUCAUAAGACUCAGAUUCCACCCACCAAUAAGUGAGUCUUCCUAUUGUUAAAGGACCGAGGGUUUGUAUACGUAUCGGAACAAAUAACAAUUUGUCGAAAAUUGUAUUUUUUCUAACUAUAGAAACCUGAGGUCCUUUACACAUAGUCCCACCUCAUGCCACCCCUCACUCUGCGUUUCCUAGGCCUAAAGCAAAGUGACUCCUCUCCUCGCAGUCGAGCUGACCGCCAAGUGCCGGACAAGUAGUUAACUAUCGAACCCCCUUGUUCGAAGCUUACGACCUGUUCAGCUGCCGCUAAGUACCUUCCUAUUGUUAAAGGACCUCAGGAUUGCAUAGUUAGGAAAAAUACAAUUUUCGACAAAUUGUUAUACUAUACUUGUUAAAGUCAAAGGGAAUUUCACACACUUUUUUUUUUUUUUUUUUUUUUUUUUUUUUUUUUAUAAGAAGGUCAACAUCGUAGCUUCAUGGCAGAUUCUAUGGUGUCAAAAUUGGCUGACUUUGGCUUUGAAGCCUGUAGGCAAGUGCCAACCAACAAGUUCAAAUUGAGCUCCCAGAUUUUGGAAUGAUAUGAACAUUUUGUAAUUUUGAAUUAUAGUCCUAAACAAC